Alligator mississippiensis (American alligator) is the source of this 2261-nucleotide messenger RNA. RefSeq names its product venom factor. The coding region runs from base 119 to 1720 and encodes 533 amino acids. The transcript is spliced from 17 exons. Gene Ontology annotation, cellular component: extracellular region. The record is from RefSeq and is a predicted model, not a curated record. NCBI's taxonomy places the organism in Eukaryota, Metazoa, Chordata, Crocodylia, Alligatoridae.
GGGGCUGGAGCUGGGGGGUGAUGUGCUGCAGCAGCUGGUGGUGCUGCCCAACGGCUGUGUGGAGCAGAACAUCUUCAGAGUGACGCCCAACAUCCUCCUCACCCACUACCUGGAUGCCAUGAGGCAGUGGCACCGUAUCGGGGUGGAUCACCGGGACUGCACCAUCCAGCACAUCCUACAUGGCUAUGCCAGGCAAAUGCAGUACCGCGAGUCGGAUGGCUCCUACUUCCCCUACAGAGGCAGCACUGGCAGCACCUGGCUCACUGCCUACAUCCUCAAGGUGUUCACCAUGGCCCACCUGCUGGUGAACACCAUAGACCUCCAGGCCCUGUGCUCCAGCGCUGCCUGGCUCAUCCGCAAGAAGCAGGGCUCUGAAGGCCACUUCUUUGAGAACGCCCCCAUCUACACCCCAGCGAUGCAGGGCGGAUACUUGGGCUCUGAGCAGCAAACUUCCCUCACUGCCUUUAUCCUCAUCGCACUCAAGGAGGCUGAGCUGAUGUGUGCUGGGCAUGUGCAUCCUGCAGCGAGCCCAGUGCUUCCUGGAAAAGCACCUGGGCAGCCUGACCCAGGCCUACAGCGUUGCCAUCAGCUCCUACGCCCUGACCUUGACUGGACACACUGGCCCACAAAUGAGCAGGACUCUGACUCCCUGACAACUGUGGAGGCCACUGCCUAUGCCCUCCUGCAGAAGGUGAAGCUGGGGCAGCUGGAGGAGGCCCACGGCAUUGCCCGCUGGCUGGUUCAGGCCCGCGCCUAUGGUGGUGGAUAUGAGAGCACCCAGGUGAGAGCCCUCUGCCCCCCAGGGCUGCUCAGGGACACUCACAGUGUGCUGGCUGGAUCUCAGUUGCUCCUGGGUGCCUGGAGCCCCCCCUGCCACACCAAGGCCCUGCUGGGGGCAACAGGGCUGGGGCAGGAUGGACCAGGCCCUAGUCAGGCCAGCAAAGGGCAGCAGGGCCCAGACGCUGCAGCGAUGGUCUCUCCCGCCCCUCAGACCACAGUAGUGGGGAUGCAGGCACUGGCUGGGUACCAGCUGGCACUACCCCCCCAGCCCGCUAUGGAGCUGAGGGUGCAGGUGAGUGCUCCCAAGCAGCAUGUGACCGAGCACUGGGCCAUCGAUGCCUCCAAUGCCUACCUGAGCCGCACCAGCACCAAGAAGUUCUUGGCCCAGAACACCCUGGAAAUCAGCGCCAAUGGGAUGGGCAUUGGCACGGUGACGAUGCUGACGGUUUACUACACACUUCCCACGGAGAGGGAAGGCACCUGCCAGGCCUUCCACCUGGACGUGGCUGUUCAGGACACCCCCAAAGACAAGAAGAAGCGGAACUUUAUAGACACCUUCUGGCUCAGGAUCCGUGCCAGGGCGCAGGGGGGGCGAAAUGCCACAAUGACCAUCGUGGACAUCUCCAUGCUCACUGGCUUCUACCCCGACCUGGACGACCUCAAAAAGCUUACCAAUGUGGUGGAGCAAUACAUCUUCCUCUAUGAGACCAAGUCUACGCUCAGCAACAGCUCCGUCAUCCUCUACUUCAGUGAGAUGUCCAGUGAAGAAGAGGUUGAAAUCUGGUUCCGCAUCCACCAGCAUGUGGAGGUGGGGCUGCUGCAGCCGGCUGCUGUCACCGCCUCACGGCGCUGCAGCCGCUUCUACAACCUGCCAGCACAGAGUGGGCAGCUGAAGAAGAUCUGCCAGAAGGAGGUCUGCAAGUGUGCUGAAGAGAACUGACCACAGCUGCAUUCUAGCAGUGGAGUCAGCCAACAGGACCUCAUGGAGGCAGCCUGCUACGCCAGGGUUGACAAUGCCUACAAGGUGCAGCUGGAGCAGCACACAGCCAAGGACAGCUACGUGUACUACACCAUGAGGGUGCUAGAUGUCAUCAAGAUGGGCACGGACAUGGACGCGAGUGGCCAGCCCCGGCGCUUUGUCUUGCACGCGGCCUGUGAGGAGCUGCUGGGCCUACAGGAUGGGGAGCAGUACCUGGUCAUGACAUCGGACUCAGACCUGUGGCUCACACAGGACAGCUUCACUUAUGUCCUGGGCAAGAAAAGCUACAUCCUGGCCUGGCCGCAGCAGGGGGAGGUUGGACACCAGGCGCUGGCAGGAGCCUUGGAUGACUUCUCCAACCACAUGAAAACUGUGGGCUGCAGCACCUAGGGUGGCUGGACCCCUGUCCCCGCACACCCCACGAGGCUGCUGAGCCUCAGGGGUGGGGACCCCAGACGCGCCCCGCCUGCCCCAAGAUGCCCAAUAAAGCCUUGCUGUGCCA